Closterium sp. Naga37s-1 is the source of this 576-nucleotide messenger RNA. The record is from the annotation of a GenBank genome assembly. NCBI's taxonomy places the organism in Eukaryota, Viridiplantae, Streptophyta, Zygnematophyceae, Desmidiales, Closteriaceae.
AUGGCGCCUGCUUUCCUGACUCCUCACACCACCACAUCCCCCGCCCUCACCCCUAUUUCCACCCCCAAUCCCCCCUCCACCACCACCACCACCACCACCUCUUCGUCCUCCUCCUCUUUCGUUCUGCCCUCCUCCCUCUCCUCUCCUGCCCACGCUGCUUCCAUGCCUUCUCCUACCACUGCCACGGCAACUCCCGCUACCACUUCAGCCUCACACCGGCCCCUUCCCUCCUCCUCACCUUCACCCUCCAUUCCCCUCUCCGCCAACCCAGGGUCUGACCCUAGCAAACGUCCAGCCACCACUGUGCAUCAGCAGCCACGGCAGCAGCAGCAGCAGCAGCAGCAGCUUCAGCAGGAGAUGUUGCAGAGGAUGGGUGAGGGAGCAGGCAGAGGUGGGGAGCGUGGGGAGGAGGGUGAGGGGGAUGAGAUGCGGGGAGUGGAUUGGGAGGAGAUAGGAGCAGCGUUGAUUGAGGAGGAGGAGGUGGUGCUGCGCGCCAAUGCUGCUCUCAAAGAGGCUCAGGCUCAGCUGGGAUGCUCCACUCCACUCCAUCCAUUCCCUGUUCAUGUUGGUUUUUGA